Molecule: messenger RNA, 288 nt
Organism: Candidula unifasciata
Lineage: Eukaryota; Metazoa; Mollusca; Gastropoda; Stylommatophora; Geomitridae
Source: the annotation of a GenBank genome assembly
GAUACCCAAGAAGAAUGGCGUAACGUUUGGAUUAUUGUCGGGUCCGGUUUUAUCCUAGGAGCUUUAAUAUUUCUUCCGUUUGGCCAGGCAUCCUUGCAGCCUUGGGCCCAGGGCAAGCAGGCUGAGCUACCACAUAUAAUGUCUUCGCUCGUGGCGCUGGGGCGACGGUUUUCAGCUUUUGCGGAAGCUCUGCCCCAGACCAAUGUCCAGGAAGAAGUCUAUGGAUUUUCGAAGACUUUGACUAAACCAGCAGACGAUGUCAUGGCACAGCAGACGCCUGUCAAAUAA